Molecule: messenger RNA, 1903 nt
Organism: Branchiostoma floridae (Florida lancelet)
Lineage: Eukaryota; Metazoa; Chordata; Leptocardii; Amphioxiformes; Branchiostomatidae
Exons: 4
Coding region: 56-580 (174 amino acids)
Source: RefSeq, a predicted model, not a curated record
AGUGAAAGGGCUACCAAAGCUCAAUGUUUGCUUAACCAAGGACCUGUGUCCGUUUAUGACGUGUUUUUCUGCACUUUGCCAGCGAAAGGCUGUAAGCUAUACCAAGGUCAUCAAAAUGGCUGCACGCCGCGUGUUCCAUGGAGCGUUUCUGCAAAUUUUCUUGGCCGUGUGGAUGCUGGGCCUGCUGUAUGAUUGUCAAGGGGCAUCGCUAGGUGACACAUUGGAGCAGGAAGAUGGAUCUAAACUACAGGAUGACGCCCAAAUGCUUGUCUCUGACGUCAGAAUCAAACGACAGGCACAGAGUACUGCUGCUACAGCGACGAACCCCACCACAGCGACGAACCCCACUACCUUUGCAUACCCCGGUACCGGUACCCCUGCAGUCACCCCCCACAAGUCUCUCCUGGACGUCAUCAUGGAACAGGGUAACGUCUGGCCCUUCUGGGUAAUAUUCGGCGCCGCCGGAGGAGUGGUGGCCAUUUUCGUGCUCGCCUUCAUCAUCCAUGCUGUGACGAAGAAGGAAGAAACAGCCGAGGAGAGAAUGAAGAGACUUGAACUGGCUGAGGCAGCUAGACAGUAGUCCGCGUGUGUGAGGGCAGUAAGGAUAAAGCUUGCAGGGAGGAUAAUCUAAUGAUACGAGUUUGAGCAGCUUUUUUAAUGUUUUGUUUUCCCGUAUACCUUAACCUUCCUCCCUACUGAAGCAGCAUUUUGGCACCAACUAGGUUACAGGGUCAGGUAGCAUUUAUUAGGUUAAAUCUCCUACGUUUAUAACCCUACAAUUGGCAUUGCUAAAAUUGUGAAUAUUUUAGGCUCUAUUUCGCGAAUGAAACACCUAUUUCACUGAUAUCAAUAAAGUAAAUGAAUGGAUUAGCGUGACCAGAAUAUGGAAUGUAAAAGCAAACUCUCUUUAAUUAAUAGGUUUGAUCAUUAGUGAGUUUUUUUCAUUGCAAUGGUUGAAGAGUUUCACAAUUUAACUAUCGUGACAAGCUAUAUGUGUUACGUUAGCUCAAUCAGUUGUUUGAUAUUUCUAUGUACACAUAUGAGCACUCGCUGUUACACCGUGUUUCACCAAGUCCUUGGUUUCACGUAUCAUAAUUGAUCUACUGGUAGUGGCGGCUUCAGUCAUAGAUUUCACUUCUUGUGUUGUAUACAUUUUAAGAGGAUGACCUUAAACUGAUAAAAACGUUGCAGUUAAUUAAUAGUGAAUUAGAUGGCACUUUCAUGUGAAUCAUCAGACGAUAACAUUCACAUAAGGUCUCUAGUGGUCCUUUUUGUAUGUACAUGCAUUUUCAAGAAUUUGUAUUGUUUUCUCUGCCAUGAACGACAUAACAUCGGGCACGAACAUUGACACAAAUGCAGAACUGACGUUUUUGUUGUUUUAAUACACCACACGAAUAUAUAUCCCCACAACUUCUUUCAUUGCAGUUUAAACCUUGCCUAUGUCCCCUUAGUUCAAGUCUGGACUUAAACUACUCUUUCUGAGCUAUUCUGAUGACCAUUCACUUGACACCUAGAUAAUGUGAAUGUAUAAUGGAUUCUGAAAAUAGAAAUAAAAAUAAUAAAUUCACCGACAUCUUGAAAUUCUGAUUAACCUUUGACACCAUGAAAAAUUCAAGUCUCACCCUAGUAUUAUAUCCUGGUAUCUUAUCUUAUACAUCAACUACUAUUGUAAUCUUGAUCCUCCAUGCAUUACUGCGUGUCUUGUGUAUGGAAUUAAAUGAAGUAAAUGAAUAUCAAUGUAUUUAGUCCACAUUGCAAGCUGCAGUCCUGCCGGUAGUCGAAGUUGCUGUCCACACUAUGGCCACAAUAACUAUCACCUGGUACCUUAAUCUAUCAGUUUCCCAUUUCGUAUACUUCAGCUCAUGUCCCUAAAUGGUCCACUCAGGGCAAAAUAAUGGUAUUG